Molecule: messenger RNA, 9691 nt
Organism: Dromaius novaehollandiae (emu)
Lineage: Eukaryota; Metazoa; Chordata; Aves; Casuariiformes; Dromaiidae
Product: transcription factor TFIIIB component B'' homolog
Exons: 42
Coding region: 188-7366 (2392 amino acids)
Biological process (GO): RNA polymerase III preinitiation complex assembly
Cellular component (GO): transcription factor TFIIIB complex
Molecular function (GO): TFIIIC-class transcription factor complex binding
Source: RefSeq, a predicted model, not a curated record
CCGGCCGGUGCUGUCGCGCGUGGAUGACGUCCGGCGCGCCGGCGGCGGGGCGGGGCGGCGGCGCCAUGCCGUGAGCGGCGGCGCCGUGUGCCGAGCCGAGCCGAGCCCAUCCCCGCGCGUUCCCUGGUCGUCCUCGCGGGCGGGCGCGUGCCAGCGCCCUCCGCCGGUGCCUGGCGCGAGCGGCGCCAUGUUCCGCCGGGCCCGCCUCACCGUGCGGCCUAACGUGCGGCCCGGCGGCAGGGGCGGCGGCGCGGCGGGCCCGGAGCCGCAGGGCAGCCCGGGCCCGGGCUCGGGCUCGGGCUCGCCGGCGGCCGCCAGCGCCGAGCCCGCGGCGGGAGCGGCGGCCGAGCCCCCGCCGGCCGGGCGGCGGGCCGAGAGAGAUGAAAAGACUGAUAGCUCAAAUGAUGCUGGAGAAGCUAGUAAACCUGCAGAGAUGCCCACGCAGAGAAGAAAACGGAUCUCCACUCUGCCCAAUCUUGCAAAACCCAGGGCUGGACCUUCAUCUGCACAACGUUCACCAAAACUACAGAGGCGAGCAUCUCAAGCUCUUGAUGGCAGUGCUUCACUUCAGAAGGAUUCCUCUCCAUCAGAAAAGACUAACGUUGAAAGUUCUCCAAAGUCUCCCAUACUACCCGAAAAGAAAACACCUGUGCCACAAGUGCCACAAUUCUCUCCAUUUAAAAAAUCAGCCAACAAAGAACAAAAUGCGAGUGUAGCUGCUCAGAAAAAUGAUGAUACCCUGCAGAAGAAUGUACCCUCCCCACUCAAGGAGAGACCAACGCAAGAAAGGUCGGUGACACAAGAGGAAAAGCUACUUACAAAACCUACUCCUGUAAAAGAGAAACGAAUGUGUUCUGACCGUGAAAGGAUCCUCAAAGCUCGGAAAUUAAGAGAAAUGCUUAAAGAAGAGCUGAAGAAAGAACGGAUGAAACAGUUGAAACACAGGCCUCCAGUAAUUGAAGGACGUUCUCCACCAGAUCGUUCUAAAAUGACUAUGAGAGACUUGAUAUACUAUCUGCCAGAAAACAAUCCUAUGAAGUCUUCACUGGCAGAAGAAAAGAGAACAGAAAAAAAUUCUGCACUGGGUCAGAUGAAAGAACAGGAAGAGAAAAGUACUCCUGAUCAUGAAGAGGAAGAUGAGGAGGAGGAAGCAGAGAAUGGGGAGGAGAGUCAGGAUGGUCCGCUUCUAGUUCCUCGAGUGAAGGUGGCAGAAGAUGGCUCAAUUAUUCUGGAUGAAGAAAGUUUAACUGUAGAAGUACUAAGGACAAAAGGUUCAUGUGUUGUAGAAGAAAAUGAUCCCAUCUUUGAACGUGGCUCUACAACUACAUAUUCCAGCUUUAGGAAAAGUUUUUACACAAAACCAUGGUCAAAUAAAGAGACAGACAUGUUCUUUUUAGCUAUCAGUAUGGUAGGAACAGACUUCUCCUUGAUUGGGCAGCUGUUUCCUCAUAGAGCCAGAGCAGAAAUUAAGAAUAAGUUCAAACGUGAGGAAAAAGCAAAUGGAUGGAGGAUAGACAAAGCUUUCAAAGAAAAGCGGCCCUUUGAUUUUGAGUUCUUUGCUCAGCUGCUUGAGAAGGUCUUGGCAGAUGAGGAGAAGAGGAAGCAAAAGACUGUUAAAAGCCAGAAGCCAAAAGAAAAGAGGCCAUCAAGGACUCGGAAGAAACCAAAAGCGAAAGCUGCCAGUGCAGAAGCUGCUGGUGAUCAAGAUAAUUCUCAGAAAGCCAGAAUUUCUGAUGUAGAAACAGAAGCAGAUGCUGUGACAGCUGAGAAGGAGAAUGAAGAAUCUUUGGGUGUUUCUGAACGGACAGAAGAACAGGUUGCAUCAGAGCCAGUGUUAGCAAAAAAGAAAAGAAAAAGAAGGAGAAAAGAUGACCUUGAACAGGAAGUAGAGAAUCUUCCAGAAGAGACGGCAGUCCCUUCAAAAACUGCUGUCGAAGGGAAAUCCUCUAAGAAAACAGGAAAAAGUUCAGUAUGUGGUACUGAUGAUCAAACUACUGGUGAUGGUCAUACUACCUCGGGAGAAGAACUGGACAGUGUUACUGAAGAAAAGCAAGAUCGGACUCCUGCUCUCGAGGAGGAGAGAUCAGAGUCCUGUUUACCAGUGGAUGGCAUAACUGAAAGUGAUCUCAAUUUAUACAGCUUUCAAGAUAGCAGUGAUAGUAUGCUAGAAACAGAAUCUGCUAAACUGAGAAUGCUAAAUAUCGGAGAUGAAGUACCACAGGAAAGCCAGCUUUCGAAGUUCCCAGUUUCAAAGAUUAAAAACAAGAAAAGACAGUCUGAAGAAACUACGGAAGCAAAGACCAAAGAUAUAUAUGACUUGUGUAAACCAGAUGAAAAGGAGAGUGCAUCAGAUAGUAAUUUUCAAACUGAAAAAACGGAAACUGAAAAGCCAGCACACAAAGAGUGCUUUCAAAGACCUAAACCCAAUUUAGCAAAAUCAUCUGGAAGGAGAGAAGCAGCAACCCAAGAAAAACUGGAGGCUGAGACUUCCCCUCCCCCUCCAAAGCUUGUGAAUGAAGCUGAAAAGUGCACUGUGGAAGACAGUGGAAGUAACAGAAGUGAAAUCACAGAAGGAGAGAACAUAGAUUUGGAGACUAAAUCUCGAGAACCUGGAAAAACUGUAAUUGCAAAGACAGUAAUUAGAGGAUGUCGACAGCGCUUUAAGCCGAACAUUACAAGAGCAUCUGGAAAGAAAGAAGAGCCUGAAAAAGAUGCAGGAAAAGAUAAAAUGUCCCAUCCAGAGCCUAAGGGAGAAAUUGAAAAGAAUACUGACCAAAGUAAUGGGUGUGAUACUACCAGUGGAGAAUCUGCCGGAAAACAUGAUGAAGUCUUGGAGACAAUGUCUCAGUCUAAUGAAACAGCUGGUUUACAAGAGGACAGCAAACAGACUGUGCUGAAACCAGCACCGCUAAAAAGAGGCCGAAUGCCAAGACCAAAACCUAAUAUAGGAAGAACUGCUGCAAGGCAUGAAGUCCAAACACAGAAAAAAGAUCCCGAAGAGGAGAAGGCUGAAUAUGGAAAAGUGGAAAAGGGUGUGACUCACCCUAGGAAUGAAAAAAAUGAUUCAUGCCUCAAAGAUGAUGUGAUGGAUUAUGAAGACACUCAGCCAUGCAUUGAGAUGUUAGAAGAAGAUGUCUCUGCAGAUUCUGAGAAGAUGGACUCAAUAUAUGCAAGCCAGUGUUCCCCAAAAAAGUCUUCAGAAGCUGAAAGCUGUGAAUGUAAAAAGGAAUAUUCAGAUGUCUUGAAUGAUGUUUCAGAUUUCAAUACAGAGAAAUCUGGUCCUCAGAACCAAGAUGAGAAAACCAUUGUUUCAUCAGCUCGGCUAUUGAGGAAUCGAUUCCAGAGACCAAAGCCAAAUUUAGGAAAGAUAACUGUUACAAAGGAUGUGCUAGAUGUAAAUAAAGGUGUAUCACAGACUGAUACCAAUAAGGAAGAAAGUUUGACGCAGUGUGACGAUGAAUGUAGCACCCUUCUCGAUGUAGAUAAAACAGAAAAAUAUGAAGUCCUGCAGUCAUUAGAACCCUUGGGAAAGGAAAACUCUCAUGGCUCUCAAGAAGCUUCUGGAAGGCCAAGUUGUCAGUCCCCAGAGAUGCUUUCAAGAUCAGAAGAUGGUGAACUUGAGUCUUGUCCACCUGUAGAUAACCAAGAAGAAAUGUCAGCUACUGAUGCAAGGCUUGACAGCAAAAAUACUACCCAAGAAGAAAGCAAACCAACUUCUCUUCAACCUGUACAGUUAGGGAGGGGCCGAUUCCAGAGGCACAAGCCAAACUUAAGAAGGACUGUGGGAAGGAAGGAAUUACAAACAGAAAAAAAUAAGUCGGAUGAAAAACCUCAAGCAGAGCAGCUGGUAUUGCAAAAAGAUGAAUUGGCCAAUGCUGUGUCUGUUGUCGGUGAAAAUGAAGUUACAUUGCGUCAAGCUGAUGUGUUGAGUGAUGAGGAACAGGCACAGCAAGAGGAGCCUCAAGUGCCCCAUAUUUCUGAAAAUGCAUUGUGUAAACAGAGCAGUGCUGAAAAAUCCGUUUCCCCAGAAGGCAAGCUGGUUGCCCUCAAACCAGCACAACUCUUAAGGAAUCGAUUUCAGAGGGCUAGACCAAACCUAGGAAGAGCAUGUAGCAAAAAAGAAUCUCCAGUGGUGCAAAAACUUGCUGCUCCAGUUGAAGAAGAAGCAGAAAAAGGAGAGAGUCUCCCUGUAGUAGAAGAGUCUGAGGAACCUCUUUCCUCAAAAGAUGACAUGGAAGUAUUGCUGUCUGUGGGGAAUUCAGCUAAGAAUGACAGUCCAGAGACAAAUACAAGAAGUAUGAAGUCAGAAAUACUCUGUUCCCCUGAAAAAUCACCACUCUCUCGCAAGAGAGAGCAAAAAGAGUGUCCGUCUACAGAGGCUGUAGAAAGCAUUCAGGAUACCACAGAGAGGUCUGGUGAUAAAUUAAGUUCUGGAGAAAAAAGUAAAUCAAAUGAUACAAAACCUUUGCAUCAAGUGAGGGACCCCCUCUGGAAGCCAAGGUCAAACCUAAUGAGAGUUACUAGAAAGAGAGAUCAUUCUGAAGAAAGUAGAAACAGAAAUGAAGAUGACACUGAAAUUAGAAAUGCAGAAGAGUGUUUGAUGUCAGAAAGAACAGAUGUAUCAAUGCAAAACUCUACUAACUUAGUGGAAGCUGCAUCCUUCUCAGAGGCUACAAGAAAACAUCGUUUUACAGACUCUGAAGAAACAUCCUGUAAAAGAAUCAGGCAAGAAAGUAAAUUCCAGUCUCCAGAGAUUUCAUCAGAGAGUGAGAGUCAAGAAGAAGAUUUUCAGCCUUCUGCUUCUCAGGAGAAAAUGUCAGGUGAUCUCACAAGAAGGCAGUCUAGAAGAUCAUCAAAACGGAUAGCCUCAAAACGGGUCUUGGAGCUAAGAACUGCUUCUUCUUCUGCCUCUGAAUGUGAGCCUGAUCGCAAUGAAAAGGGGAAUCAAAGACAAAAAAUUAAACUGAGUAUUACUAAAGGCAAAAGUCUGAAAUCUGCUCGUAGAAGGAAAUCUGGGAAAGAGCACAGAAGUUCAAAGACAACCUUGGUGACUCUCCGGGCUUCGCAAGAGGAGGAUGAGGAUGAGGAUGAGGCUGAUGAUUUUGAGCCAGAUGAUGAAGAUCAAUGUUUUGCACCAGAGGAAGUAAACAAAGCUCCCGUGUUUGUUCCUGUAGGUCUUCGAUCUCCAAAACCUGUUCCUGUUCAGAUAGAGGAAACCAUGGAGGAGCUGGAAAUAUCUGCAAGUGUCCCAGAUGUGCAGGUGGUUACUGAUGUUGAAAGUCUGUCUCAUGCAUCUGUCCAGCCAGUGAUGCAGAGGGAGGAAAAUGUGAACACCUCACCAGCUGAAGCAAACAUUCCUGAAAAUCCAGAGGAGGACAAAGGAAUUAAUGAUGGAAGCACGGAAGCUGCCAUGACUUUACUUGCAAUGGGUGAUCCAACGUUCCAGUUAAAAAUAAACACUGAAGGACGGACACAGUUGUUACCUGCUCAAGAUGAUUUACACAUGGCCAAUAACCUUGUGACCCAUGCUUAUUCAGAACAAAGUGUAAUUUCUUGUCAGUAUUUACUCUCUUCACCUACUUCUAACAAGGAACUGUUUCCUUCUGAGGAUGGAAAGAACGUUAAUCUAGAGCAGCAAAGCACUGGCACAGGAACAGGUGGUGAAGAAUAUUUUGAGAAAAAUGCUACAGAAACCAGUGAUAGCUCUGUGCCUGUGGUGAACAGUACAGGACUGACAAGAGGUAGACUCCUGAAGCCUGAGCCAGACUUUGGAGAAGUGAGGUCAAAUAAGAACAUUAUUCAGAAGCCUGUUAAUAGAAAUGUACUUGUGGAAGAACUAGAGCAAGUUCAAAGUGAGGCCACAGUUCUGAGUGGUACUGCAGAAAUGCAGAAGGUAGAACUAGAACAGGUCAGACCAGCUGUGGAUGAUUCUUUGGAUCUUCAUGAUUUUGCAACUGGAAGUACAGAACUUGUCAAGCAAGUAGACAGAACAGAGAGAACAGAAAAAGAGAUGAGAAAUGCUUGUGGAACUUCAGGGGAACUAAAAACUGUAACUGCAUCACCAAAACCUGAGGCUUCUGAAGUGGGACAAGAGCUUUAUCCAAACCAAAGUCCUGUGAAUGGACUUCCUGAGCAAAAUCCUAGUCCUGCUGAGCACAGUCUAUAUACAUUGAACAUGACUCAGAAUGAAGCAUGUGUUCAGGAUUUUCAACAACAAUAUAUAAGCAGCACAGAAGAGACUUCAGUAGUGAGUGAUGAUCAUAGUAGAUGUCCAGAGGAGGAACAGACAUUCAUUUUAACAUUGGUGGAAAUCCCAGCUGACUCAAGAGAAUAUGAUGAUGCAUCUGCUUUGCUGGAACAAACUUCAGAACCAUUGCUGCCAGCCCCGAUACUCAUCAGCCCAAUCAAUGCAAGUGGAAUGAGCGUGACUGGAGUGGAGAGCAUUGGAUCCUUAACAACUGCAGUUGAUGAACUUGCUGCAUCUUUAGAUGGCAAUGUGGAAACCAAACAACUACAGAGUGCAUCAGUAGAGCCCAUUCCAAAUUUGGUGCAGACAACUCAGAAAAGGUCAGCUGCUGAGCUUGAAGAGAAUGAUUUUCCUCCUGCCAAGAAAACCCUAUCUACUUUAGCAGAAGGUAGCUUGGAAAGCACUUAUAAGGAUUAUUCAACUAAAUCCACGAAUUCUCCAAGGAGAGCUGCUGGGAAUUUUCUUGAAAAAGCAGGAGCUUCAGUAAAGAAAAAGGUACCUACUUCUGCGUUUGUGUCCGAGUCUGCAUCACUGCUAGUUGAAAGCGGCCAAUCUGAGACUUUGCAGAAUUCAGGGACAGCAUCACUUGGGAAUUCAGCAUCCAAAAAGGAAGAGGAAGUGAUAUCUAGGCUAACCUCCGAGAGAGAAGCAGAAAUAAGUGGUCAAAGAAAACUGGUGGAUGUGCAUGAAUCUGGACAGUUGGAACACACUGGAAGCAUAGCUGCAUCUUCAAAAACUCCAUUACUCAGGGGUGGUCGAAAACCAUUGGGAUUUCUAUCUUUAAUUUGCAAAAAAAGUAGUUCGGAAUCUGCAGAGGAUACCAAAGGGAAUAGAGGGAAGAUCCAGAAACCUCGGAUAGUGACCCCAAAACGAAGUCUUAAAAAACCUACUCUGUCCAAUGAGGAUGGUAGGGAAUCCUGUUCCCUUCCCUCUACAAGCACAUCGUCAUCUGUGGAGUGUGAGAACGUAGCAGCUGAUGCUGCAGUUAAGGUUCCCAGUAAUGAGCGAUCUGAGAAGCCAUCCCUUUGUGCUAAAGAUCAAGAGAAGGAAGAAGAGCCAACCAGGAUCUCUGAGUAUUUUUUCAGUGACAUCUUUAUGGAAGUGGAUGAUUCAGAAUAGCAAAAUGGCUUUUUAAAAUCCUGGAUCCAAAAGUGUAAUGCAACAACAAAACAGUAUUUAGAAAAGUUCUUAUUUGUUCUACCAUUAUGUCAAACUUAUUAUCAACCAAGCUGUUGUUAUACGCUUUGGUAAAGAUGAAAUUCCCUCGGAAGCGACCUGGAUGUUUUAAAAAUGUUGACAUAACCUAAACCACUACAUUGAUGUCAUUGGACCAGAGCAGCUGGCUUAUGUUUUGACUCAUUUGGAUGCUGCUAGUGGGCGCAUGAUUAUCUUCCAGAAAAGUGCAAUGAAUAAAUGCUUAUUCUUGUGACAGUAUCCCUUUGAAUCAUAAUGCUAAAGCUUGUGAUACUGGUUUUACAAGUUCUUUGCUUCUUUUUGUGAAGUACUCUGUUAGAAGGAGGAAUGAACUUUUUAUAUAUAGUGUAAUUCUAUAGAUCAAGAAGGAAAUUCUGCAAGUAUGGUCUAGUAAAUACAUAGAUAGCUAUGUUCAUUAUUGCCACCUAUUUUUAUUGGCAUCUCCAAAUUACGUAUUUUUGUAAUUAAGAAGUCUCACAUAAAUUGAAAGAGCCUAACUUGAAAAGCCAAAUGGUUUUAACUCUUUAAAAAUGUAUAGAGAGAAACAUGGAAAACACGUAUUUAAUUUCUUAAAGGAUGCUGUACUAAGUUAAUCCUUCCAACUAUCCUGCUUGAGGGGGAGGAAGAGAUUAACAUUUCCCAAUCUAAAUACCAAUUUCCUUCUAAAUUAGAUACCUUGAAAACAAGGGACUAAAUGCCAUUUCUGUUCCUUGGUAUUAUAUGUAGGUGUAUAUGUCUCUACUGACUUCCGGAGAGUUCCACUUGUGUGAAGUAGCACAAACAGAGCUGUAUCUAAUCCUUGACCAUAAAAUGAGGAUGCUUUGACAAUUUAUGGCUUUGAAGCAGUUAAGUUUGAAUAGUUUUCUGUAUGUUUCAUGUCCACCUGUACUGUAACUUACUAUAAAAUUCUGGUGUAGCUUUAGAUUUUAGUCCAAUUUUUCACUUGCAUAGUAAGAAGAUUCCCUUGAUGAGAUAAUAAAGUUCAUGCAGUCUAAAAGUCAGGUGGUCAUUGAAAGAUUGAAUAUACAUUCUCAAACUCUUUAUUACCUGAAGUAAGUGUAUAGAUUUAAGAAGUCUAAAUUUUUUUCCUGUUGCUUAAUACCAGCAGAUAUUUUUGCAAAAAAGUGGUCUGUUAUGAAAGAGAAACUGAUGUUUAAAUCGUAUUGUUGUGCUCUCCAGAAACCUAUCCUCAGUUUCAGACUGGAAGGUGAUUUUAGUGGUAAAUAUUUUCAUAUAAGUAUCUAGUUAAUAUUGAAAUAGUUGAUGAAGCUUGAGUGUGUUUGCCUUUUCAGAAAUUAUUGGCAAGGCUUCUAAAGAAGCCUUUAAAACUUUGUCAGUAAGGGAAAAAUGCACAGAAAAGCUACUAUAAAUUAGUACAGUAGGAGGCCUCUGUCAACCAAAUGUCACAAGCAGCUGUAUUUUCUUGAGAUAAUGAAAGAGGGACUAAAAAUCCCAGAAUAAAGUAACUUACUUGAAAACAUACUGUCAGAAAAACCCAACAACAAAAGUUUCUGUUCAGACAGUAUCUCGUGUUCUGCCUAUUCCAUUUAACUUGAAAUGUUUAUCUAAGUAUCAUCUUACUGUAAACAUUAUGAAAUAGAUUAAUGUAUACAUAAAGCUUCUUGUAUUGUGUAUCUUGUAGAUACCAUUUCAUGUAUGUAAGCGUUUAUUUCCUGUUACAUGUGGCAUGUUUAAGUCACUUGCACUGAUAUAGUCUGAAGAUUUGAGGGGGGAGAAGGCUAUAAACUAAUGUGCCCUAAGUACUUUCUAAGCUGAUAGCCAUUCUACAUUUAGUUGCAUACCUUUUAGCUUGCAUUCAAAUUACAAGGCAAAAAUAAGAAUUAUUUCAUAACUAAGAUUUAAGGUGCCUUAUCUGUCCUGUUAAUUGGGGCUACUCUUCCCUCCCCUCCUUGCUCCCCCUCCCCCCUCCUGACAGCAAACCACGUGCACUUUGUUAUAGGACACUCUUCUUUUUUAAAAAACAAAACAAAACAAAAAAAAUUAUUUUGAACAGAGAUAAGACAACUUGUGUUCUGUUUGGAUAUGGAAGCUUUAUAACGGUGAAGGAUGGGAGAAAAGAAUUGUGAAAUCGCAAUGCUUAUUAGUUUAUUUUUUUUUAAUUGAAGAUAUGGCACAGGACUGCUUUGCUUAAAGAGUUGUCUGACAUGUAUAAUCAUGUGUAAGCUUUCUGUUUCAAAGAGAGCAGUCAUAUUCUAUAUGUAAAUUAUGUGAAUAAAUUAUUUUAUAUUA